Messenger RNA from Klebsormidium nitens, 1233 nucleotides. Lineage: Eukaryota; Viridiplantae; Streptophyta; Klebsormidiophyceae; Klebsormidiales; Klebsormidiaceae. The record is from the annotation of a GenBank genome assembly.
AUGGCCGGUCUUGAUGAAGGUGUCGCAGCGAAGGUGCUGAAGCAGAUUGAGUUCUACUUUAGUGAGAGCAAUCUCCCAAGGGACAACUUCCUAAGGACCAAGGUUGAAGAGGGCGAUGGUUAUGUCGACCUUGAGCUGCUCUGCUCCUUCAAGCGGAUGCGAGAGCACUUGGGGAUCAAGACUGCGGACACACCCAUCAGCAAGGAUCUCUUGAACAGCAUUGCAGAAUUGCUGCGAAGCAAGUCGACGGAGUUGGAAGUAGAUGAAGCAGGUACGCGCGUCAAGCGGAAGAACCCCAUCUCUGAAGAGGCAGCCAAGACGUUCGACGCGCGCAGCAUCCAUGCCACCCCCUUCCCUUGGAACAUCUCGCUUGAGGAGGUUCAUGACUUCUUUGCCGGGCAUGCACAGGUGAAGAGCGUGCGCCUGCGCAUGAAAGCUGGCACCAAGCUCUUCAGCGGCUCUGUGUUUGUUGAGUUGGCGACAGAGGACGAAGCAAAGGGACUGCUAGACAAGGAUCUGGAAUUCCAGGGGGCAAAGAUCAGGGUCCAACCAAAGUUGAAAUGGAUCGAAGAGAAUAGGGAACAAUUUGAGGCAGACCAACAGCAGCGGCAAGCUCGGCAAAAGAAAGAGGAGGCUCAGGAAGCAGAGGAGGAGGACAUCGAGUACGACAAGGGCCUGAUUGUCAGCUUCGAGAUCAAGGACCUCACGAAGACGGAAGAAAAGGCGGGGGCGUCCGACGAGGGGGAUAAGGCGGGGCCGAGCGGGGCAGCCGGGGGCGACGGAGACGAAGAGAAGUUUGAAGAGGAGAAGGAAGAGGAAGAGGGGCCGCGGAUCCAGCGGGAGGACGUCAGCAAAGCGGUUGAGGGGCUGGGGGUGGUCAAGUUUAUUGAUUACCUUCGAGGGAACCCCGGGGGCUUCGUUCGCUUUGAGUCUCCGGACGGUGCGCAGGCCACGGUGAAGGCAUCUGAAGCGGCGGACGAGGGCGGCCUGAAGCUCGCCGACGGUGACCGGUACAUGGCUGUGUUCAAAUUGCUGGAAGGAGACGAUGAGAAGGGCUACUGGGUACGGCUUCGGCAAGGCCAGCGGAGCUACCGGGAAAGCAGGGGGGGUGGCCGGGGGGGUCGAGGCGGUAACCGGGGGAGGGGGGGACGGGGGGCGGCCGGGGGCGAGGGGGCGGGCGAGGAGGGGGGCGGCCGGGGGGGGGGCGAGGGGACGGCGGGGAAGUGGAGUCGG